AUGACCUCGUGGAUUUGGAUGCAAGGAGUAGACAAGGCGUUGGUGGACAAAGCCAUUGAUCCAGUAUCACCCGAAGAUGAUCGUCCUUCUGUCAUUGAUUUGAUUCAAGAGCAUGCCGAUACCAUUGAAAAAGUCCGACUUGGGUUGCAAGAGGAUCCUCUCUUUGACAAGACCAAGCACGACGAUUUGUGGAUUUUGCGCUUUGUGCUGAGUCACAAAAGCAAGAUGAAACGAUGCGUUCAAGCAGCUAAAACGACCUUGGAGUUCCGUGAGAAGUACAAACUGGAUGGCAUCGAUCUGAGACAUUUCGAACCACCCCAUUUUGAGUCCAAGGAUUUGGCCAUUGGUGGAAGCCCGUCUGUUGCCCACAGCACCAGUUUGCGGUUUCCCAAGGGAGCUCUUACAUUGACUAUCCCUAACAGACAACUGGGAACUGUGUCCUUUAUGCAGUUUGCUGAAAUAGCCAAGGGGGAUUUACAAGCGGCCAAAACUCUGUCGGAUGUGGAUUGGAAUGCUCCUUUCAUUGCCAUGUCGGAAUGGAGUUUUCAAUGGCUCGAUUAUAUCACCCGAACCACUGGACGAUUGACUAAAAAUGUUCGCUUUUUGAACUUUCAAGGCGUUAGCUUUUCUGCCAUCAACAACAGAAAAGCUGGCAGUCGGGAUGGCAAAAUCAUGGGAGAGAUGGAAGAUGUCUACCCCCAAUUGCUGCAUGCAAUUUACAUUUACGAGGCCCCACAUUGGAUUCAUGUCAUUUGGUCCAUGGUUCGACGUAUCAUGCCCAAGCGAGUGGUGGAGAAGAUAGAUGUGGUCGAACCCAAGACGAAUGCAGAUGAAUUGAAAAAGAUCUUAAGAUUUGUAGACCUGAAGACGUUACCUCAAUCCUUGGGUGGCAAGAAUACAGUGCCGCCGAAUGAAUGGCCAGUACUGGGAUAA
Messenger RNA from Cylindrotheca closterium, 933 nucleotides. The record is from the annotation of a GenBank genome assembly. Lineage: Eukaryota; Bacillariophyta; Bacillariophyceae; Bacillariales; Bacillariaceae.